AUGGCAGUCCCACACGAUGCUCAGUCCGCCGUACUGCUCGCCCAUGUCGCGAUGCAAUUGCAGCUCAAUAUCUCCUUCCUGGAGUCUCAGAACUACAUGUCUGCUGAAGACGCCGACAGCAUGCGUGAAAUAAUAUCACGCCUGCCCGGCGGCGCAGGCCAGUCGGUUGUGACCACCAACUUUAAUGUUAUCGAUCCAGCAGUUAUGACUAGAGCUAUCCCGCCUCCGACAGACAUGCCUAGAGGGAGAGCAAUCCCGUCUCCACCUAUGCAAACACCCCCGAUAUCGCCUAUUUCCUCCAAGCAACCUAGACUCGCGAAAGCUAUCUGGGCAUACAACGAGAACGGGGCAGAACCAAAUGAUCUCUCGUUCGCUGCUGGCGAACUCAUCGAAGUCGUCUCGGAGAAGAACGAAGAUUGGUGGCUUGGUCGCGCACGUGGUCGGGAGGCUCUAUUCCCGUCUAAUCAUGUCGAGAGCGUGGAUGCUUCUACCAUUCCCCAAGCAGUUGCGACGACAACAAAGAAACCGUACAGGGCAUUUGGCGCCGCUCUGCAUGGGACUGAUAAGCCCCCCGCCGCGGGUGUAGGCGUCAACUCUGUUGGUCUGCAGGAAGCAUCUGGUCAGGCAGAAAAGAAGAGUAAAUACGGAAAGUACGGUAACACGAUGGCCCAUUCAGCCGCAGGAGGCGCUGGGUUUGGUGCUGGUGCUGCCAUCGGUGGUGGUUUGAUCAGAGCAAUUUUCUAA
Messenger RNA from Suillus subalutaceus, 744 nucleotides. Its product is annotated as SH3-domain-containing protein. Bases 1 to 744 code for a protein of 247 amino acids. Gene Ontology annotation, cellular component: ESCRT-0 complex. NCBI's taxonomy places the organism in Eukaryota, Fungi, Basidiomycota, Agaricomycetes, Boletales, Suillaceae. Gene Ontology annotation, biological process: protein transport to vacuole involved in ubiquitin-dependent protein catabolic process via the multivesicular body sorting pathway. The record is from RefSeq and is a predicted model, not a curated record. Gene Ontology annotation, molecular function: protein binding. The transcript has 4 exons.